Messenger RNA from Punica granatum (pomegranate), 4357 nucleotides. NCBI's taxonomy places the organism in Eukaryota, Viridiplantae, Streptophyta, Magnoliopsida, Myrtales, Lythraceae. The record is from RefSeq and is a predicted model, not a curated record.
GGAAAGAGUCGCAGUGUCCUGUCAGCUAAAACCCAAAAGAGAAGAAGGCGAAGAGCAUAGAGGCAGCAGAUCACAGUGCACUGAGCCCCGAGUGAGCUUUCGAUUCCUCAUCCUUUGUUCCGGUUGAUAGGGACCAUUGGCGAUGUUUGGUUCGCAUUCUGCUGUGUCGGUUUAGGGGCAUUGUCGUUGGCAGAUAUAUCAGCUGAGGCAGUUGGCUUUUGUUGAGUUUCAUGUUCGCAGAAGAUGGCGAAUUUACAGAUGACUGGUAUACUGGAAAAGAUGACAGGCAAGGACAAAGAUUACAGAUACAUGGCAACUUCUGAUUUGUUGAAUGAGUUGAACAGGGAGGGAUUUAAAGCUGAUGCAGGUCUGGAGAUCAAAUUGUCAAACAUUGUUCUCCAGCAGCUCGAUGAUGCAGCUGGCGAUGUUUCGGGAUUGGCUGUCAAAUGUCUUGGUCCACUGGUGAAGAAGGUCAGCGAGGCACGUGUGGCGGAGAUGACCGAUAGACUUUGUGAUAAAUUGUUAAAUGGAAAGGAUCAGCACAGGGACAUUGCAAGCAUAGCUUUGAGGACUAUAAUCUCUGAAAUAUCUUCUAUACCUCUUGCACAAUCUGUCCUGGUCUCCCUCACCCCACAGCUGAUAAAGGGAAUUAUUGGGCAGGGUAUGAGCACAGAGAUAAAAUGCGAAAGCCUUGACAUUUUGUGCGAUGUCCUGCACAAAUUUGCCAGUUUAACUGCAAAAGAUCAUGAGCAUCUCCUGAGUGCGCUGUUGUCCCAAUUGAAUUCUCCUCAAGCCAGUGUCAGAAAGAAGACUGUUUCAUGCAUAGCAUCUCUUGCAUCAAGCUUAUCUGACGAUCUAUUAGCAAGGGUAACUGUUGAAGUUGUACAAAACCUGCGGAACAAGAGUAUGAAGCCUGAAAUGACGAGGACAAAUAUCCAAAUGGUCGGUGCUCUUAGCCGUGCUGUUGGAUAUCGUUUCGGGCCCCAUCUAGGAGACACUGUUCCACUGUUAAUUGGUUACUGUACCAGUGCCUCCGAAAAUGAUGAAGAGCUCCGUGAGUAUAGCUUGCAGGCAUUGGAAAGUUUCUUGCUGAGGUGCCCUCGAGAUAUUUCUUCAUAUUGUGAUGAAAUUCUUAAUCUCACCCUUGAAUAUCUAAGUUACGAUCCAAACUUCACUGAUACAAUGGAGGAAGAUAGUGAUGAUGAAAAUUAUGAGGAAGAGGAGGAUGAGGAAAGUGCUGAUGAAUAUACAGAUGAUGAGGAUGCCAGCUGGAAAGUUAGAAGAGCUGCAGCUAAAUGCUUGGCAGCUUUAAUUGUUUCCCGUCCUGAGAUGCUCUCCAAGCUCUAUGUGGAGGCCUGUCCGAAGUUGAUUGAUAGGUUUAAAGAAAGGGAAGAAAAUGUGAAAAUGGAUGUGUUCAAUACAUUUAUUGAGUUACUUCGUCAGACCGGAAAUGUGACAAAAGGGCAGAUUGAUGUAAAUGAACUAAGUCCAAGAUGGUUGUUGAAGCAGGAAGUACCCAAGAUUGUUAGAUCUAUAAAUAGGCAGCUGCGUGAAAAAUCGAUCAAGACAAAGGUUGGUGCAUUCACUGUCCUGAAAGAACUUGUAGGUGUCUUACCAGAUUGCCUUGCUGAUCAUAUUGGAGCACUUAUUCCUGGCAUUGAAAAAGCUUUAAGUGAUAAAUCGGCUACAUCGAAUUUGAAGAUUGAAGCUUUGAUAUUUACGAGAUUAGUAUUAGCUUCACAUUCACCCUCUGUGUUUCACCCAUACAUCAAGGCUCUUUCUAGUCCUGUUUUAUCUGCUGUUGGUGAGAGAUACUACAAAGUGACGGCCGAGGCACUGCGUGUUUGUGGAGAACUUGUCCGGGUUGUACGUCCCAAUAUUGAGGUUUACGGUUUUGAUUUCAAGCCCUAUGUUCGUCCAAUAUACAAUGCCAUCAUGUCACGUCUGACAAACCAGGAUCAGGAUCAGGAAGUCAAGGAGUGUGCAAUUUCUUGCAUGGGACUUGUGAUAUCAACUUUCGGUGAUAACCUUAGAGAGGAACUGCCUGCGUGCCUUCCCGUUCUCGUGGAUCGGAUGGGAAAUGAGAUAACACGACUUACAGCUGUCAAGGCAUUUGCUGUAAUUGCCACUUCACCUCUGAAGGUUGAUCUAUCAUGUGUUUUGGAACAUGUUAUUGUGGAGCUGACUGCAUUUCUCCGGAAGGCAAAUAGGGCACUAAGACAGGCGACAUUGGGGACACUAAACUCCUUGAUAGUUGCUUACGGUGAUAAAAUUGGUUCAUCCACUUACGAAACUAUCAUUGUGGAACUUUCAUCUUUGAUAAGUGAUUUGGACUUGCAUAUGACUGCUCUUGCCUUGGAACUAUGCUGCACUCUGAUGGCUGACAAAAGGUCAAGCAAAAAUAUUGGCAUGGCUGUUACAAAUAAAGUUCUUCCUCAGGCUCUGACAUUAGUCAAAAGUUCAUUGUUACAGGGGCAAGCCCUCCUGGCGCUGCAAAACUUUUUCGCUACACUAGUAUAUUCUUCAAAUACCAGUUUUGAUGCUUUACUGGAAUCUCUGCUUUCAAGUGUUAAGUCUUCAGCAUCAAGUGGUAUAGUGAAACAGGCAUUGUAUUCCAUUGCCCAAUGUGUGGCUGUCCUUUGCCUUGCUGCUGGUGAUCAGAAAUGUUCAUCUACUGUCAAAAUGCUCACAGAAAUUCUGAAAGAUGGCAACAACAGCAUUUCGGCCAAGCAGCACCUUGCUUUGAUUUGCUUGGGGGAGAUCGGAAGAAGGAAGGAUCUGAGCUCGCACACACAGAUAGAGAGUAUAGUCAUAGAGUCUUUCCAAUCUCCUUUUGAAGAAAUAAAGUCUGCUGCUUCUUAUGCUCUCGGGAAUAUAGCUGUGGGCAAUCUAUCAAAGUACUUGCCCUUCAUCUUGGAUCAAAUCGAUAAUCAGCAGAAGAAGCAGUAUCUGCUGCUUCAUUCUUUGAAGGAGGUCAUCGUGAGGCAAUCUGUUGAUAAGGCAGAGUUUGACGAUGCUAGCGUCGAAAAGAUACUUAAAUUGCUGUUCAACCACUGCGAAAGUGAGGAAGAGGGAGUUCGAAAUGUUGUCGCUGAAUGUCUGGGAAAAAUUGCGCUUAUAGAACCCGUGAAACUUGUUCCUGCUCUCAAGGUGCGAACAAAUAGUCCUGCUGGAUUCACCAGAGCCACUGUUGUCACUGCAGUGAAGUAUGCUAUGGUAGAGCGGCCAGAAAAAAUAGAUGAGAUCGUAUAUCCUGAGAUCUCAUCCUUCCUGAUGCUUAUUAAGGACCAAGACAGGCAUGUUAGGCGGGCGGCUGUUUUGGCCUUAAGUACAGCUGGUCAUAACAAGCCCAACCUUAUUAAAGGGCUACUUCCUGAACUGUUGCCACUUCUUUAUGAUCAGACAAUUGUUAAACAAGAAUUGAUCAGAACUGUCGAUCUUGGCCCUUUCAAGCAUGUCGUGGAUGAUGGCCUCGAGUUGCGAAAAGCAGCUUUUGAAUGUGUAGAUACAUUGCUGGACACUUGUCUUGAUCAAGUCAAUCCAUCAUCUUUCAUUGUUCCUUACCUUAGAUCUGGUUUAGAUGAUCACUAUGACGUGAAGAUGCCUUGUCAUCUCAUUCUGUCGAAACUUGCAGAUAAAUGUCCUGCUGCAGUUUUGGCAGUCUUGGAUUCUUUGGUGGAUCCUCUCCAGAAGACUAUCAACUUUAAGCCAAAGCAAGAUGCUGUCAAGCAAGAAGUAGAUCGUAAUGAGGACAUGAUAAGGAGCGCCCUUCGAGCUAUUGCAUCCUUGAAUCGGAUAAGCGGAGGAGAUUGCAGUAUAAAGUUCAAGAACCUAAUGGCUGAAAUACUGAAGAACCCGGGAUUGUCCUCUACAUACCAGUCGAUACGCAACGAGUAAUCAGCUUGUUCUGAUCCGUGCCAUUGAAGCGUAUUUAUUUUGAAGCUCUCCUGUCGCAGAGAAAGAAAGGGGAAGGUGGAAGAGAAGCAAAUACUCGUAUGGAGUUACGAGUCUGCAGAUUCGAUUUCUUUGAAGAGAGAUUAGGGAAAUGCUGUAUUACCUGUUUUUGCCCCGUAACACAUACGAGGAGCAGAAAGCUUUAAACAUUGGAGGAAGUGAGUGACUCGAAGAUGUUCAUGUACCGGAAAUCAGUCGUGCGAAAGUUUGGUUUUUUCAUAUGGAUUAGUAGUUGUACAGUUUGGUGGAUGUCGAAGUUCAACACAUACUGAUGGGUCCUUGGCGGGAAGGGAUGUUUCCAUUUCGGUUGCCUGAGACCAUUCUUUUGAAUCAAAUGGCAGAGACAUGCUAUGGAAGGAUUUUGAUCCACAUAUACAUGAAUCUUUUGUCUACGGUUUCGGAA